AGUUUUUUAUCUGCAUUAUACAGGUGCGUCGCUAUUGAAGUAUUACGUUGCCACCGGUGCCUACUCAGGGCCGACACUGUCUGCCCUGAAGCGAUAUUCGCUUGCGAUGGCGUCGAGGCGCAUACGUUCUGCGCCUCGUGUGCCGAUGUGAUUGGCUGGUUGCAAAAUGAACCCCCGCUACUUUGCCCCUUUUGCGGGAUGAUUGUUUUUCGCUCCAGGGUGCUGGAGCGAAUGGCUUUUUUGGGAGAAAGAAGACGCCAAGAAAUGGAGAGGAUGCCUGGCCCUCCACCCUUAAUCCCAAUUCAGGAGAUCCCGAACUUCCAAGACGUAAUCUCCAUCGGAUCCAGCGAGGAGACAGCGGAAUUCCCACACCAUGGCGGGGAAGUUAGACCGGGUUCGCCAAGCUCGGGGAGUAGCACCGUAAGCUACAUUUUCGAGUUGCCGCCUCCCUUGGAUCCUGAGGAGUCGCUCGAUUCGGGAUAUGGACACGAACAUAUUUAAAAAAAGUACGAGCGGGUAUUUCCACGAUAACGCUGACACCGUUAAAUUUCUAAUUUUCUUUUUUCAGAUUCCGGAAUAUAAAUAUUUACUCGUUACCUCUCGUGUUUUAUUUCCUCUGUCCUUGGUGCGCAAUAAAAGCACAGUUUGUACCCGCGAGGGUACACAUUCGCAGAAUUAUAUGUUUUUAAAAUAAAUGUUUUGGUCAAUAUUCACUAGGUGGGGUUACCUUAUUCAAGAAAAUCUUAUUCCAAGAGGGGACACUAGUUUACAUUCGAACCGCUAGAGGGUGCAGAUGGUCACGCGAACAAUAUGAUCAAGUCUCAUUGACGCCAUUGCUUUUCUUAGGGGUGGGAAAAUAUCU
Cylas formicarius (sweet potato weevil) is the source of this 862-nucleotide messenger RNA. RefSeq lists its product as uncharacterized. NCBI's taxonomy places the organism in Eukaryota, Metazoa, Arthropoda, Insecta, Coleoptera, Brentidae. The coding region runs from base 199 to 501 and encodes 100 amino acids. The transcript is spliced from 3 exons. The record is from RefSeq and is a predicted model, not a curated record.